CCUGCCCCCCCAGUCGCUCACUCCAGGAACCCUUCUCGAGAGGUGCUGCCUUUGCCAUCUGUGACGCUCCCUCUCCGGCCAUGUCCAGCUCCAUUCCUGGCAAUCGGGAUCUCCCUCCCUCUCAGUAUGACCUGAGUACAUACUGGGGCCGUGUGCGACACUCGGCUGACAUCGCCGAUCCGAGGAUGUUAUUCAUUUCCUCGUCGGGGCUGGACAGUGCGAAGCAGCUCAUUUCCUCGUAUAAGCAGAGCCACAUUCCCGCUAUGACACCCGAGUUGUGGCGUGCGAAGAAGGUCGUCGAUUCCACACUGCACCCAGACACCGGCGAACCGGUUUUCCUUCCCUUCCGCAUGUCCUGCUACGUUAUGACCAACCUCGUGGUGACAGCCGGCAUGCUUACCCCCGGGCUGCAGACCACUGGUACACUUCUUUGGCAGAUUGCAAACCAGUCGCUGAACGUUGCCGUCAACAACGCAAAUGCGAACAAGUCCACCCCUUUGUCCUACUCCCAGAUGGCCAAGUCAUACCUGAUGGCCGUGUCGGCAUCGUGCUCGGUGGCACUGGGUCUGAACGCUCUCGUGCCCCGUCUGAAGGGUUUGUCGCCCAGCACUAAACUCAUGCUCGGCCGACUGGUACCCUUCGCUGCCGUGUCCAGCGCCAGCGCCCUGAACGUGUUCCUCAUGCGUGGUGAGGAGAUCCGCCAGGGUAUCGACGUCUACCCGGUUUUGUCGGAGGCUGAGAAGAAGAAGCGGGAGGAGACCGGCGAGCCGAUCCAGAGCUUGGGUAAGAGCAAGAAGGCGGCCACCAUCGCCGUGGGUGAGACUGCGGUCAGUCGUGUGCUGAACGCGACCCCGAUCAUGGUCUUGCCACCGUUGGUUCUGCUCCGGUUGGAGAAGACGGCGUGGCUCAAGGCUCGGCCCCGUAUGGUGCUUCCUCUAAACCUGGGAUUGAUCUUUGCUACAUCCCUGUUUGCCCUGCCGUUGGCGUUGGGAGCCUUCCCGCAGCGCCAGGCUAUCAGUGCGCAGUCUUUAGAGGAGGAGUUCUGGCAGAAGGGUGGCAAGGACGGGAUGGUUGAGUUCAACCGGGGGAUGUAAAGCUCCCCCGAUUUAGUUUGCAUGGUUGACGUUUGGGACACAGCUUUGUUUAAUUUCAUUUCUUCCGUUUCUAUUACCCUUUUGAUGUUGGCGCAUCAUGGACAGGAAAGGUUCAGUCCGUAUAUACAGGCUAUGGAUAGAUUACAUAGAUAUCUUACUCUCUUAUUGAACGGUUUAUAGAGUUACAGCUACUCUGUAUGCC
This is a messenger RNA of Aspergillus pseudotamarii, 1296 nucleotides long. Its product is annotated as sideroflexin family transporter. Gene Ontology annotation, molecular function: monoatomic ion transmembrane transporter activity. Gene Ontology annotation, cellular component: mitochondrial inner membrane. The record is from RefSeq and is a predicted model, not a curated record. NCBI's taxonomy places the organism in Eukaryota, Fungi, Ascomycota, Eurotiomycetes, Eurotiales, Aspergillaceae. Bases 81 to 1094 code for a protein of 337 amino acids. The transcript has 4 exons. Gene Ontology annotation, biological process: monoatomic ion transport; mitochondrial transmembrane transport.